This is a messenger RNA of Suillus subalutaceus, 393 nucleotides long. RefSeq lists its product as uncharacterized. The coding region runs from base 1 to 393 and encodes 130 amino acids. The record is from RefSeq and is a predicted model, not a curated record. NCBI's taxonomy places the organism in Eukaryota, Fungi, Basidiomycota, Agaricomycetes, Boletales, Suillaceae. The transcript is spliced from 3 exons.
AUGUUUGUACCCGAUUUUAUGCAUGAAUUCAAACUGGGAGUCUGGAAGGGUACUCUUACACAUUUGCUGCGUAUCAUGCAUGCUUUUGGUGGGGAUGCAAUUCAAACAAUUCAAUGCAAGGUGAGAUAUCGCAAUGUUCCGACUUUUGGCAGGGAUACAAUACGCAAAUUCAAUCGCAAUGUUUCGAACCUCACAAAACGCGCUGCAAGAGACUUUGAGGAUAUCUUACAGUGUGCUAUCCCUGUAUUCAAAGGGCUACUGCCUAAGGAGCACGACAAGGUCAUAUUGGAUCUACUUUUCGAACUAGCAACGUGGCAUGCCCUAGGAAAACUCAGACUUCAUACUGAAACCACACUGCAUUUCCUUGACAACUCAACCACUAGACUUGGGUGA